Messenger RNA from Numida meleagris (helmeted guineafowl), 7778 nucleotides. RefSeq names its product coiled-coil domain containing 88C (gene CCDC88C). The coding region runs from base 401 to 6478 and encodes 2025 amino acids. Gene Ontology annotation, molecular function: dynein light intermediate chain binding; microtubule binding. The transcript is spliced from 30 exons. The record is from RefSeq and is a predicted model, not a curated record. Gene Ontology annotation, biological process: cytoplasmic microtubule organization; cytoskeleton-dependent intracellular transport. Gene Ontology annotation, cellular component: cytoplasm; centrosome. Lineage: Eukaryota; Metazoa; Chordata; Aves; Galliformes; Numididae.
CGGCGGCCGGAGAGGGGCUGGCGGGACGUGACGGGGCGGGCCGAGCCGAGCGGCGCUGCUGCACCGCGUGCGUUCUGGAGCGGCACCGCUGAGAGCUCCGCGCCGCCGCUUCCUUAGUGGGGGUCGCCCCGCUGGGCGGCCACCCCGCUUCCCACGGCGCCGGUCGCUGACCCCGGCGGUCCCGUGCUCGGGCGGCCCCUCUCGGCGGCGGGCAGCGGCCUGGUGCCAGCUCGGGGAGAGGCGGAGCGGCGCCGGCCCGCCCCCUCGGGCCGGGGGGCGAUGGGCCGCGCAGGGUCGCCGCUGUAGGCGGCCGCUGCCGGGCAGCGGGGCCAUGGGCUCGGCGCCUUUGUCUGCCGAGUGAGUCGCCCCGCCGCCGCGCCGCCCGCCCUCCCCCGGCGACAUGGACGUGACCAUCUCUGAGCUGCUGGAGCUCUUCCUGCAGAGCCCCCUGGUGACCUGGGUGAAAACCUUCGGAGCGCUGGGGGGUGGCGGCGAGGACAAGCUCGGCAUGUACAUGGAGCUGGCGGACGGCGUCCUGCUCAACAGGAUCAUGCUGCAGAUAGACCCUCGGCCAACCAACCAGCGCGUUAACAAGCAUGUAAAUAAUGAUGUCUAUCUUCGAGUUCAAAACCUGACCAUCUUAGUCAGAAACAUUAAGACUUACUACCAGGAGGUCCUCCAGCAGCUGAUUGUAAUGAAUUUACCAAAUGUUUUAAUGAUUGGCAAAGAUCCUCUUUCUGGUAAAAGUAUGGAAGAAAUUAAGAAGCUGCUGUUGUUGGUUCUGGGAUGUGCUGUGCAGUGUGAAAGAAAAGAAGAGUUUAUUGAAAGAAUAAAACAGUUGGAUAUUGAAACCCAAGCUGCCAUUGUGUCACACAUUCAGGAGGUGACUCACAACCAGGAGAAUGUCUUUGACUUGCAGUGGCUAGAGCUCCCAGACAUGGCUCCAGAAGAACUGGAGUCUCUCUCCAGGAAUAUGGUGUUCCACCUCAAGAGGCUCAUUGAUGAGAGAGAUGAGUGCACAGAGGUGAUUGUAGAUCUCACUCAAGAGAGGGACUAUCUACAGUCUCAGCAACCAUCGAGUCCUCUGAAGGCAUCAAGUCCAGAUUCUUCUCCAAACCAAGCCAACCCUUUUUCUAAUGAGGACAAGCAGCACCUUGCAGUUGAGCUGGCAGACACGAAGGCUAAACUGAGAAGGAUUCGGCAGGAGCUGGAAGAGAAGUCCGAGCAGCUUGUGGAUUCUAAACAUGAAGUUGAGCAGCUCACCCUAGAGCUGCAAAAAUUAAAACAAGAGAAUAUCCACCUGGCCUCAGAUGCUCGCUCUGCCCGAGCAUAUAGAGAUGAGUUGGACUCCCUGAGAGAAAAGGCAAACCGGGUGGAGAGACUUGAGAUGGAACUUGUUCGGUGCAAAGAGAAACUUCAUGAUGUGGAUUUUUACAAAGCUCGCAUGGAGGAGUUAAGAGAAGAUAACAUCAUAUUAAUUGAAACAAAGGCGAUGUUAGAAGAACAGCUAACGGUGGCAAGAGCUCGUGUUGAUAAGUUGCAUGAGUUAGAGAAGGAGAAUUUGCAGUUGAAAUCCAAACUUCAUGAUGUGGAGCUGGAUCGAGACACGGACAGAAAGAGAAUUGAAGAGCUUCUGGAGGAGAAUAUGGUCUUGGAGAUUGCACAGAAACAGAGCAUGAACGAAUCUGCACACCUAGGCUGGGAACUAGAACAACUGUCUAAAAGCACAGAUCUUGCCGAUACUAGGAAGUCCUUUGUGUUUGAGUUGAAUGAAUGUGCUUCAAGUCGCAUACUGAAGCUAGAGAAGGAUAAUCAGAGCUUGCAGAACACAAUCCAAGAGCUGAGAGAUGCCUCCUUGACCUCCAGAGAGAGCAGCCUAAAGUUUGUGGAACUGGAAAAGGAAAAUCAACAGCUUAGCAAAAAGAUUGAGAAGCUGCAAAAUCAAAUUGAGAAAGAGAAGCAAAGCAAUCAAGAUCUGGAGACCUUGAGUGAGGAGUUGAUAAAAGAGAAAGAACAGCUACAAGUUGUCAUGGAGACUCUGAAAGCUGACAAAGACAGACAGAUAAAGGACCUUCAACAAGAAAACGAUCACCUGAAUCAAGUGGUCUUAUCCCUGAGACAAAGAUCUCAAGUGAGCAGCGAGGCAAGAGUAAAAGAUAUUGAAAAAGAGAACAAGAUCCUUCACGAAGCAGUUACAGAAACUAGUUCCAAAGUCAACAAACUAGAAUUUGAGAAGAAACAGUUGCAAAAGGAUUUUGACCAGGUUAAAGAAAAAGUGGAAAGAGUGGAAGAAAUGGAGAAAGAGCUCCACCGGCUGGAGAAGGAGAAUGAACAGCUGACAAAGAAGGCAACAGCAAUGAAAACAGUGACAAAAAAAGUGGAAGUUCUUCAGCAGGAAAACUGGGAUCUGGAAAUGGAAAAUAGGAAACUCAGAAAAUCCCUGGACACAUUCCAGAACGUUUCCAUCCGUCUUGGGGACCUGGAAAGGGACAACAAGCAGUUGGAUGAAGAAAACCUGGAGCUUAGGAGAGUUGUGGAGACUAUGAGAUUUACCAGCACGAAAAUGGCACAAAUAGAAGCAGAAAAUAAAGAUUUGGAGAGGGAAAAAGAGGACUUAAGGAAGAAUGUAGAAAUGUUAAAAGUGUUGAGCAAAAAAUCAGAGCGGCUGGAGCUAAGCUAUCAGAGCAUCAACUCUGAAAACCAGAGACUUCAGCAAAUGCUGGAGAACAGCAACAAAAAGAUCCAGGAGCUAGAAAAAGAAGUACAGGCAACAGAGAGUGAAAAUCAAGUCCUUCAUAGAAACCUUGAGGAGCUGAAGAUUUCUGCCAAAAGGCUAGAAAGGUUAGAAAAAGAGAACAAAGCCCUAGAGCAAGAAAUAUCUCAGCUUGAGAAGGACAAAAAAAUGCUGGAGAAAGAAACAAAACGGCUUUGGCAGCAAGUGGAGCUGAAAGAUGCUAUUUUGGACGAUAGUACAGUAAAGUUGGCGGUUGCUGAGAAAGAAAACAAGACACUAGAAAAGGAAAUUGCUCAAUUCAGAGAUUCAUCUAAUAAGCUGAAAGAAUUUGAAAAGGACAACAAAGAUCUCAUAAAGCAAGUUACAAUUGAUAAAAGAACACUAGCUACACUGAGAGAGGAUUUGGUCCUGGAGAAGCUGAAGAGUCAACAGUUGUCUAGUGAUUUGGACAAACUGAGCCUGGAACUGGAGAAGAUGGGAUUGAGCAAAGAGCUGCUGCUACAGGAUGACAAUGGCAAUGAUGACACAAAAUACAAGAUUCUGGAAAGCAAAACUGAAUCAGCACUGAAAACAACACUAGCUGUGAAAGAGGAAAAGAUUGCAAUGCUAGAAGCUCAAGUGAAAGACUCUCUGAACUUGAACCAGCAGUUACAAAAUGAUCUAAAUAUGAUGAAGAAGGACUUUGAUGCACUUAAGCAGACUCAGCAGGAUGGGCAGCAAGCUCAGAAUUCACUGAAGUGUUCUACAGAGAAACUCAUUCCCAACCACCAAAUGAAUGAGAAAUUGGAAAUGGGACGCCGAGAAGCUACCGUGGAGCUGCUGAAAUUGAAAGACAGGGCAAUUGAAUUGGAAAGGAAUAAUGCAGCCCUGCAUACUGAGAAGCAGCUACUUAAAGAACAGCUGAAGCAUUUGGAAACACAGAAUGUCUCCUUCAACAAUCAGAUCCUGACACUACAGAAGCAAAAUGUCUUCCUUCAGGAACACAAUACUGCCCUGCAGACGCAGACAGCCAAACUCCAGGUAGAAAAUUCAACCCUCAGCUCCCAGAGUGCUUCACUGAUGGCCCAGAAUGCUUUACUCCAGAAUCAGCAAACAGCCAAGGAGAAUGAGAAUGAAAAUUUGCUGAAACAGAGGGAGCAGCUUAAAGCUGAGUAUGAAUCAUUGCUUCAAGACCAUGAACACCUUGCUUCACUACAUGAACGUCAGUCCACAGAGUAUGAAUUGCUAAUAAACCAGCAUAGCUGCCUGAAAACCUUGCACAAGAACCUGGAUCUAGAACACAAAGGUCUCGGGGAGAGAUACAACAGUUUAAUGAAACAGAAGGCAGAACUGGAAGAGUUGGAAGUAGCUCUAAAAACUGAGAGAGAGGUUCUGCAAGAAGAAAGGAGAUCAAAUGCGAUAACGGCUGGGGAAAAUCAGAAGCUGAGGGAGGAACUGGACAGGGUGAAUUUCUUGCACAGCCAACUAAAGGCAGAAUAUGAAGGGCUGCAUUCACACACUAAAGAACUGAAAACUUCCCUGAACAACUCUCAGCUAGAGCUGAACCGUUGGCAGGCUCGCUACGAUGAGCUGAAAGAACAGCACCAGUCCAUGGAUAUCUCUCUAACCAAGCUGGAUAACCACUGUGAGCUGCUGUCACGUCUAAAGGGAAAUCUGGAAGAAGAGAAUCAUCAUCUUCUAAGUCAGAUUCAGAUGCUGAAUCAGCAGAAUCAGAUGUUACUGGAGCAGAACAUGGAGAACAAGGAUCAGUAUCAUGAAGAGCAGAAACAGUACAUUGACAAAUUAAAUGCCUUGAAGAGACACAAGGAAAAACUUGAAGAGAAAAUAAUGGAUCAGUACAAGUUUUAUGAUCCUACUCCAAAAAAGAAAAACCACUGGAUUGGAGCCAGAGCCUUAGCCAAACUAAUCAAGCCAAAGAAGGAGUCUACAAGGGAGCGGUUGAAGCCAGCAACAGAGAGUCCUCCAUGGCAUUCUGAAUCCCCAGAGACAGUAAACUCUCCAUCUGCCUCACAAAAAGUGAAACAUCAACAAGAAUCUCAGGAUAAUACCUCUCAAGGAUCGAACUCUGUGGAAGAAAAAGAGAACCCUGGAGGUUUUUCAACUAAAGUGCUAAUGGAUUUGAAGCAAAAGAGGAAUUCCCAUCAUGGGAGCGGCAAUGAUGGUGUUGAAAUCUCAGCAGACUCUGUGACCAAACACUCCUGUGUGGAGCUGGGUCCCAGGACUUGCUCGACCUCAGCUAUUCACCUGCACACUUCCACCCCCAUCUCCAGGCUCCCAAGCAGACCAAAAGGCUAUAAUUCAGAAGAUAAUCUGUGUGAACAGUCCCCUGAGGUAGAGUUUGCAAGCACCAGACAGCAUGUGUCCAGGCCAAGCAGUCUAGAGAGCAGUAGAAAUGCAUCCAGCAGUAGUUCACCACUCAAUUUGAAAGGUUCCUUAGAUCAUAUCCAUGGUAGAACUGAGAGCCUCAGCAGUGAAGAUACAGUGCCAAGCAGAGAGGUGCCGGCCUUGCUCCGAGACCGCUAUCCUUUUCACUCCGCUUCUGCCAUUGUAGACCCUAGCAACAGAUAUGAGUCCUCCUUCCACAGGAAUGGUUUGAUCUCUAAUGAUACAUCUCAGAAGAGUACUCCAUCUCAGUCUUACACGGGCAGGCAGCGCUCUGCCUCCCCCGGCAGUGAGAUGGUAACCCUGGAAGAGUUCCUGGAAGAGAGCAACAGGCUGUCUCCACCAAGCGACACCUCCAGUAACAAAGAGGAUUUGCCGAGUGGUUAUUUUAAGAAGGCAAAUGAGCCUUCAGCUUCUGGGAACCCACUGGUUCAACUGUCAAGAAAGGAGGCUGCCAAGAUACCCGCUGGCCACAUUGCUCCAGCUGUAAGGAUGGCCCUCGCUGGUGAAGAAGGAAGAACAGCUAAGCCUGGAAAUUACAUGAAGCCAAACCUCAGACAAGUUGAACCUGAGCCUCUGACAAAUUCCCAGGGAUCCAUUAAGCUUCCUCAUAUGCCACAGCAGCAACCCGCUGGUGGCAUGCGGCAGACGGCACAGCCACAGCAACCUGGGUCCAUCAGCAGGAGGAGUACGUCACUGAGCAGGGCAUUCAGCUUAGCCUCUGCAGAUCUCCUCAGAGCCACUGGCCCAGAGACAUACAGGCAGGAGAGCCCUCAGAAGUCAGUAGGAGACUUGCGUGGGGGCAAGGAUACUUUCUGUCAGACUUCUAGAGCUUCUGUACCAGCAAGCUCCCAGGCAACCUUAAGAGAGAGGCCCCAGUCAGCAAAGGUGGGAGGUUCCGUGCAAGGUGUUGAUUCUCGUUGUCGGCAGCUUGAUGCAAGGCGUCUUUCCCUGGCCCCACCAAAAGAUGAGAGGCCACUCUCCUUCCACCAAUUUUCUGCCUCGCCUACUGCAUCCACCAGCAAUCUGAAUGUGCAGCAACAGGAGCGAGUGAACCCUGGGCAACACUACUCACCCACACCACAUACUCCAUCUAAAACCAAGCCUAAGCCAGCCCCUCGUACUGGGGAGGUAGCCACAGUGGGCUCUGCCAGAGCCGUUUCCACCAGCACCGAGGGAAGUACUUCCCUAGGGCAAAGCCAGAGUGAUGUCCUACUUAGCAAGUGCCAGGGCAAGCUGCCAGAAGGCAGCUGUGGGGCUUUGGAGGAGCCCAUGAGAGGAAGCAACUCAAGCAGCACUCCUGGGUCUCCAGACCCCCAGGGGGAUCAGCAGACAGUUUGGUAUGAGUAUGGCUGUGUGUAACCCAUGGGUGCAGCUGGUAGUAUAUGUGUUCAACACUACUGAUGUUGGGUAGUCCUUGUCUAGACACUGUGCCAGGUCUUAAAAGACAUCAUCUGCAUGCUGAUCUGAAUGUUCUCCGGGUACUGUUUUCUAGUUGGACAAAAUUAAGAAAUAAAGGGAGCAAACUCCCAGCCCAUCUUUUGACACUGUUGUGCCUGAAAAGAAGUGGAAGCUUGACACAAUCCCAUAGCAAACUUGGGACCUGAUUCUCACAGAUGCUGAGCAUUUCCCCCUGCAGGAGAAGCUCAGCAGGGUCCAGUGUCAUUGCUGCACUGUGCUCCCCUCCUACCUGCAUUAAAGAAAAGUUUCACAGGUAAUACAUAUGUGCUGAAACCAGCUUCGCUGUUGUUAAAAAAUUUAAACCAUACUGAAAAGGUCAUAUAAAAGCCAAACUACUUCCAAAAAGACAUAACCAGACACUUGGCUUAAGUAGCUUAAAGAGAAAGCUGAAGAGCAAAAGUGUGUGGCUUUAACCAUGAAUCUGUUAAAAUCAGUUCUUGCUGCAGCCACAUUUUAUACAGGUAACACGUAGAAUGCAAGAAUUGUAUGCUAACCUUCCCCACUGGGAUUGUCUGAACACAGAGAGGGGCCAGUGUUACCACCCCACUGCCUUCCCUGUGUAGCUGCAGCUUAGUGGAUCCUUGACUCUGAAAGCCAAGUGGUGCUGCUUCUUGAAAUUUUUAUGCAAACACUGGAACUAAUGCAGCCUUUUCAGGGCAGAUGUCAUUUGAAUUGUAAGAGUGACAUCUCAUGUACAAAAGUGACUUGUAAGUAUGUAUAUAAGGAGCUCAAGUAUUGUAUAGGAAUGCUGUGUAUAAAUUGUAUUAUUACAUCUGUGUGUGGCAGCCCGCAUCCGAAAUGAUAUGUGGGAUUCCAUCUUUUAGAAAUCUCUGUUUCCAGCAACCUUGCUCAGAAUAGAAAGCAAAAUAAUUUUAUAUACACGUGAAAGAAAUAUACUUUUAAAUCUAUUUAUGCGCAAGAAAGUUCCUUGUAUGUUUCUGUCCGGAGUGUCAUCAGUUGCUUAUGUAUAUAUGAUGAAAUGCAUAUCUUUAAUUCUGUUUCGUGUUUGUAUAGCUGUUUUUCUUGACUUUUCUAGACUAAAUCCUCCCCUUCCCCCCACUAAUAUUUGUUUUUCUGGUUCUGAUUUAAUCUAGUAAAAGCUAAAAUCGAUUCAGCUAAGGAUGUUUUUGUUAUCUGGUAUGUAGUAAUCCCAUUCUGGAAACUACAAAAUUGUUUAUAAUAAAGAUUAAAAUAAAACAGA